GACCCCAAGCGACAACUCGAACAGAUCGUUACUAUAGUAGUCUAUCCUUUGAGAUUGUUCCCGUCAUUGUUGUUCCAGUUUGUUUGUAUUGUUGUCGUACUAGUACAUAGUAUGUCGAGUAGCACUACUACCGGUACUACCAGUACUAAUAGUGUGUGGAAUGAUGUUGGUGCUGACUUUGAAAUCCCAGAGGCGCUGGAAUCGAUGUGCCGUUUGGAAGAAUUGGGUUGGAACGCCUCGUUUUGGGAGAAAGCGUUGUGGGGGUAUCGUCAAUUCAUGAAACUCAAGUUGCAAGAGCAAGAUUGGAGUGGCACCAAGCUUGUGCCUCCUUGGGCGGUGGAUCAGGUGUGGCGUCAGCAUUUGCUCUUUCCCGUGCUGUACGCGCAAGCUUGCAAGAACUACAGCUUUGGUCGUGUCAUGGACUACGACUCCUCAAGCAGUAGUAGAGAACGAGAAAGCAACACGCUACGGAAGUGCACGGCUCUGUUUGGUCCCGACAAUGUAGAUCUGGAUAUCUGGUCUUUCCCAAACUGUUCUACUACUGGUACUACAUGUAGUACUACAGGUCGUAAGAGAAAACGGUGUGAUCAAGCUGAGACCGACAAUAAUGACGAGGAUGACAACGAAACCGUUUCGUUUGAGAUUCAAUACUGUAGACUUGAACAAGUUCCCUCCAUGACAUUCUACAAGGUACCCCAAGACAGCACUCCUUUUUUGCACGCGUUUGCUGCCUUUCGACGAACCGUGGCUUUCGCGGGGCCGCACAUUAUUAGUAGUAGUACUGGUAGUGCCUUGCAACCACUGGAGUUCUACUAUCAAGACAAACUCAUCAUCCACGAUGGCAACCAAACUCCUCGUCAAAUCGGUAUGCAUCCCAUGAUGGACCAAGAAGUACACACCAUCGUAGCAAAGAAGCCUCUUUCAGCAGAAGACAACGACACGAGCAGCCAACAGCAGCAGGUGGAUAUAUAACGGUAAUACAGAGGAUCCAAAAAAUUCCAAAGUCGAUUCCAAAACACAUUGCAGGCAGCACUCCAGCCACUGGGUGCAUGGGCAGACUUUCACGGAGUUAAUUAAAAUGGGAUUGUGAAGCCAACAUCGGGCGUCGUUUCAACAGUGAGGGACUCUUGUGCCGAGGGACAGCCAUAGAUCUUCUUCUAAAGUUAGGCAUGGUUGAGAAUCAUAUGGACACGGAUCAAAACAGACAGCAAAAACGACACGCAUGAAUAUCGGCUGCCUCUCUAGCUUGCUGGGUUCGUAUAUAAUAGAUAGCUACAUAUGUUGGUACUAUUAUAGUAAAAUGAAAGUCGUGACGUCC
This is a messenger RNA of Seminavis robusta, 1318 nucleotides long. Lineage: Eukaryota; Bacillariophyta; Bacillariophyceae; Naviculales; Naviculaceae. The record is from the annotation of a GenBank genome assembly.